Molecule: messenger RNA, 2614 nt
Organism: Erpetoichthys calabaricus (reedfish)
Lineage: Eukaryota; Metazoa; Chordata; Cladistia; Polypteriformes; Polypteridae
Product: septin-9-like
Exons: 11
Coding region: 370-2034 (554 amino acids)
Biological process (GO): cytoskeleton-dependent cytokinesis
Cellular component (GO): microtubule cytoskeleton; septin ring; cell division site
Molecular function (GO): GTPase activity; molecular adaptor activity; GTP binding
Source: RefSeq, a predicted model, not a curated record
AAAGCAGCAAGCCCAUAUGACCAGCACAUGGGCGUGUGGUUUCUCCGGGUGCCGUCAUCAUCAGCACAGAUUGAAAAAAUUAGACUGAGUGAGAGACUGGGAGCGAGGGAAAGAAGGAGAAAAAGUGAGUAAGAGAGAGACUGUGAAAAAGUAACUAGUGGAGAGGAAGGCUGGAAGAGAAUGGGAAAGAGAGAUUGGUAGUGAGUGAAGGAAAGAGGCUCCAAGAGACUGGAAAAGAGAAUUGUGGGAGAGAAGAAGAGUAUAAGAGUGAAACUAGGAGAAAAAGAGAAGUAGAGAAAGAGAGAGAGAGAGAGGGAGAGAGGGGCUGGGGCAGAGACGACCCUCACAUGACGCUCACAGCUCACAGCUAUGGAGGGGGAGCGCAUUGCAGCUCUAAAGAGAUCUUUUGAGGUGGAGGAGGCUGACACAUCAACACAUCCUUCUGCUCCCCCAAGAAGAAUGCCCCAUCCAAACUUUCGCUCGGCUCUGUCUACUUCUGUGCAAAGAUCCCCAAACUCUGAUCUGCCCUUCAAACCUUCUGAACUGUCCAGCCAGAGAUCCCCCAAAAGCAGCCUUAAGAGGGUAGAGCUGACCAGUCCCCGUCUUGCAGAGCCAGUCUCUCGAAGGACAGAGGUUUCCAUUGAUAUGUCUACCAAACCAGUAGAAACAUCCACAACAUCCAUCUCCAGAUUUGGGCUUCGGAGGCCAGAGGUACAGACGCACAGAUCUCCAGAAGUGCUGCAGAAGCGGGUUGAGAUCAGCACUUGCAAAACAGGUGACUCUGUACUGAGACGGACUGAGCCACCUCUGAACAGAAUCCCAGAACCUCCCAUGAGAAAGGUUGAGCUGACAGCAACAGCCUCGGCAGGUGAUUUGGCCCCACGAAGCAGUGAAAUAUCUGUGAGCCGACCCACAGAAACCUCUGCAUCAGCCAGAACAAUAGAGAACAGUAACCAUACAGAAGGGAACAUCCAGCAGGUCCAUCCAGAGUCAAAGACACAGGUCCUCGGCACCGAGACCCCUGUGGCAGAAUCUAACCAAAGAAGUGCCAUGGCAGAACUCUCCAGAGAGUUACCCAGUCGACAAGUCCCUGCUACUGACUUCAGCUAUGUAGGAAUUGAUUCUAUCUUGGAGCAGAUGAGAAGGAAGGCUAUGAAGCAGGGAUUUGAAUUCAACAUUAUGGUUGUAGGGCAGAGUGGUCUUGGAAAAUCAACUCUGAUGAAUACUCUCUUCAAGUCUAAAGUGAGCCGCAGGCCUGCCACAAGCACAUCUGAGGAGAGAAUCCCAAAAACAGUUGAAAUUAAGUCAAUCAGCCAUGAUAUCGAGGAGAAGGGCGUCCGCAUGAAGUUGACUGUAAUUGAUACACCUGGAUUUGGGGAUCAUAUCAACAAUGAAAACUGUUGGCAGCCAGUCAUGGAGUUCAUCAAUGACCAGUAUGCACAAUAUCUGCAGGAAGAAAUUAACAUCAACCGAAAAAAACGGAUACCAGACACCAGAGUACAUUGCUGUGUCUACUUCAUUCCUCCUACAGGCCAUUCGCUUCGUCCCCUAGAUGUGGAAUUCAUGAGGCGGCUCAGUAAAGUAGUGAACAUUGUCCCAGUCAUUGCUAAAGCUGACACCCUGACCCUGGAGGAGAGGGACGACUUUAAGAAAAAGAUCAGAGAGGAGCUAAGUGAAAAUGACAUCGAUGUGUACCCCCAGAAGGAGUUUGAUGAGGAUGCAGAGGACCACUUGAUCAAUGAGAAAAUCCGGGAAAUGAUUCCAUUUGCAGUUGUGGGCAGUGACCAAGAAUACCAAGUUAAUGGCCGGAGGCUACUAGGAAGAAAAACUAAAUGGGGCAUCAUUGAAGUUGAGAAUGUUGCACACUGUGAGUUUGCCUACCUCCGAGACCUCUUGAUAAGGACACAUAUGCAGAACAUUAAAGAUAUCACAAGCACUAUCCAUUAUGAGGCAUACCGCAUGACCCGACUCAAUGACAUUAAGACCUAUACUAAUGGGAUGAAUGGACACGAAUCUACUGCUUGUGAAAUGUAGAGCCAUUCAGGUUUACCUGCCCCAGUAUCUUUCAUUGCCAAACAUCCAGGCUGAUUCAGGUGAUCACUGCUUCUUCCGGGACAGAGAACAAGGAUGUUGGAGGCAAGUGCAGUCAUUGGGAGACUGGUAUCUUAUAUUGUGGCUGCUUGUGAGUCAGAUGGCACCACUUCUGCUUCAUUUACUCACUAGGGAUGGAAGGAGUGACCACAUAUGCUUUUCCCUUUCUUUUCAUAUUUUCUUGCUGUUUUUGAGUGUUAUUUUCUCCACUGCAAAAUCUGCUUGAGUACAUAAACUAACAGAGGUGUCUGGUGUUCUUACCAUUGGUGGUUGAUCUGACAUAUCGUAAUGUGCAGCACUGCCAGACCAGUGUCCUUAGGCUGUUCAGGAUGGCAGCAGGAAGCAUGGAUAUAUUCUUAAAUCUCCAGCAGCACAACUAUCUGAAUGCCUUCUUUAACCUUUUCAUGCAACCAAUAUCAUUCCAGUCUGGAUCACUAAGAAUCUGUUGACAAUUUAUAUGCACAUUUAUAUGCAAGAUAUAUGUUUGAUACACCUUUUGUGUGAAAUAAACUUUUCAGAUGUA